Symbiodinium pilosum is the source of this 1044-nucleotide messenger RNA. The record is from the annotation of a GenBank genome assembly. NCBI's taxonomy places the organism in Eukaryota, Dinophyceae, Suessiales, Symbiodiniaceae.
AUGGUGGAAGAGCAGCUGAAGCAGGCUGAGGCCUUCAAGGAGGAAGGAAAUCGCUUCCAUGCAGAAGGCAACUACAAGCGCGCCCUCGGAGCCUACCACAAGGUCUUUUGCUUCGUGAAUGGCCUCACCCUGCCGCCCGCGGGCCAGGAAAACAACCAGCAGGAGCCGCCAGUUGCUGGCAGCAAUCAGAUCCCGUUCGACCGCGUCGAGGAUGUGAAGCGGCUGAAGCAGGCCACCCGCCUAAACAUGGCUGCCUGCUAUUUGAAAGUGGGAGACUUCCACAAGUGCGUGGAAGCCUGCGCUGGAGCACUGGACUUCGGUGCCAACAGCAAGGCGUACUUCCGACGGGCACAGGCAAACAUGGAGCUCCGAAACUGGAGCGACGCAGUGACUGACCUCGAGAAGGCACGGUCGAUGGCGCCCGAGGACACCGGCAUUCUGACAAAUCUGCGGACUUGCCGGCGCAACAUGAAGCAGGGCGAUGCGGAGGAGCGGCAGCGUUAUGCUGGUAUGUUUGGCAGUCCAGCCGCCGACAGCCCGGUGGAGGCUGCAGAGACCGUGGCGGAGGCGGCGCCCCAGCAGGCGCCGCCGGCUGCGGAAAAGGAGGCGAAGCAGGAAGAGGAGGUUCCCAGCGCGCCGCUGGCGACUCCGACCCCUGCGCGUGCAGAGCGCCGUUCCGAGGCUCGAGACCUCGGCGAGGCCCACGAUGAGGCCAAGAAGCUGGAUCGCGCCGUGAGGGAACUUACCUACGCCUGGCAGCAGACAGACGACGAGGUGAAAGUCUAUGUGUCCUUCGACCAGUCGGAUGACCUCUCCGAUGUGAAGGACUCGCAGGUGCAAGCAGAGUUUGGUGAGUGGAGUGCCAGCUUGCUCAUCAAUGUGGAAGGGGGCGUGCCCUUUGGCCUCCGCCUGGCAGAUUUCCACCGCCGAGUUGACCCCGCCAGGUGCAAGUGCACUGUGCGAAGCAGCAGGAUAACUUUGAAGCUUGUAAAGCAAGAGUCGGAGCACUGGUGGAAUUUUCUGCAGAAUUCCUCCCCUGGAUAG